Aspergillus fijiensis CBS 313.89 is the source of this 1467-nucleotide messenger RNA. RefSeq lists its product as uncharacterized. Lineage: Eukaryota; Fungi; Ascomycota; Eurotiomycetes; Eurotiales; Aspergillaceae. The coding region runs from base 1 to 1467 and encodes 488 amino acids. The record is from RefSeq and is a predicted model, not a curated record. The transcript has 5 exons.
AUGCAGCUCGCGCUUGCGCAUGGUGUGGAUCUCCUGGCCCUGGGUCAUGAAGUGCCCGAAGAUCUCUUCGAGGAAGACGAAGAGGCCCCUGUGUACAAAAAGCGCAGGCUGACCCAGGGUCAGGAGUCCCACAUGAGUGAGCUGAAGGAGCGCCUCGAAAUUGCCAAGGGGGCGUACAAGCUUCUUCGUGAGCAAGUCGAUAGUGCCCUCGAUGCGGCCAGAGCCGCAGAAGAGCGCGUCGAGGUCGCUAAGAAGGCGGCCGGAGAGGGGCGCGACAGAGUCAAGAGACUCUAUGAGGGGAUCCGUAGUAUUUGUAAGGAGGCAGAGGAGGCGGGCCAGCCCCACCUGGAGCAAACACAUACUUCACAUACUACACACCCGAUACAUCCUGCACAUACAACCUUCGAGUGCGGUCAGCAAUCAUUGGUCGUUUACCAGGAUCAAAUACAGCUGAUCGCUCACUUCCUUGACGACUACCUCCCCCCGAAGACCCCGGAUGCAGUCACUUAUCAAUCGCCCGUCAACUGGGCCGAGACCUUUUCUUCUUUCUUGGAGGCCCAGUCGCCCAUGGUCCACAGGUCGCUAGCUGCCUUAACCCUAAAUCAUGCCGCCAACAGCCGCCAUGACGAUACACUCACCCAGCGGAGUCGGCAGCAGUACGAGCUUGCGGUGCAGCAAAUAUGCGCCCUCAACGAGCUCAACCAGCCCACUGACCUCAUCCGCAGUGGCAUGAUCCUGGCCCUAUACAAGUCGUACACCUACCCGCCAGCGCAGAACAGUGCCUGCAAUAUCGUACGGCAGCUGGAAGCACCCACGACGGUGCUCGGAAAACAGGACGUGCGACGGCUCCGUACCGUCGAUUUCCUCCGCAUCUGCAUCGACGGACAAAUUACGCCAGCCCCAAGUCUUGACCUGCUUACGGUGGCGUCAUCAGACGUCUGUGACCAGCUUUUGGAUAUACUGUUUCAGAUUACACAAACGUUAUCGGCUGUGCGACGGAAAACACUAUCGGGGAGGAUCGACCGGUACUCUGCUGACCAUCUAAUGCGAAAUGCAUUUUUCCACGAAGGACGAAUGCUCGAUUGGUACCGAGGGCUGGAGUUGGAGAACGAUGGCCCACCGUAUGUGUCUCGAGCAUCAGUCGUGGCGGCAAGAGCUUCUGCAUCUGGAGAUAGUAUAUUGGCGUUCCCGAACCCUUCGAUCAUACCGCUUGUGCUGCUGUAUUGGAUUGGUAUGGUAGCCGUCUAUGCGUCUCUAGCCAAGAUGCUCCAGACGCUCAAGCAAUCCGGGCAAUUUGAAGCAUCGACCACCUUGCCACAGCGGCUGAAGAAGGCUGAGAAUCUGUGCCACUACUUUGCUACUCGUAUCAACCAGUGCCACGCCGGAUGUGCGGGCCUGGGGCUGGGGACUGCUAUUCUGGCCGCAGCAACCUCUUUAGCUGCACGGCAGAUAUGCCCAGUCCGGUAA